GCACAUUAUUUGAUCUCCUAUACACGUACAUUUAGUUCAUUUUUUGUAACAAUGGUGAAACGCGAAGCUGUUGGAGUCGCCUUCUUCUUCCAUGGCAUCAUCGGCGUAUCGUUCUUUGUAGCUCAAGAUAAGGACAGAUGCUCACCGGCCCCGGUAUUGGGUAGCUGCAUAUUCAUGAUCGCCAUCGUGUUGUUGGCCAUGGAUAUGGAGAUAUAUUCGCAUCGCUACAUGCACUUGCCACUCUGGAUACAGUUCGCAGUGGAGACCGUAUCGACGCUGGCCCUAUUAGAGUUCUGCACCCUCGUAGUAUGGUGUGUCAUGGAGCGUUUGCUUCACCACGCAGUGCGGCUGGCAUUAGUGGCAAUGGGGAUGAGCAUGGAGCUGUAUCUGGCCUGGGAAUGGUGGCUACUCGGCAUCUCUACCACCGUUCUCGCCUGUAGUUUUCUUACCGUCAUAAAGAUGGCCAUUGUUCCCGAUUUCAGCAUCAAAAACUUCAUAAACCUUAAAAAGCCAACCGUGCAAUUGAAUUUGGAUGCUUACGUCAAUAUGGUCAACAUGAAUCAUCGGGAAAAACGUAAAAGGAAAAACUCCAAGUCGCCAACGCCGUCCAGGCAUCGAUAACGCGACUAACCAGGAGAUCCAGAACAAAGGUUUGGACUGUUCAAAUUUGUUGUUUUCGAGAAAGAUCAAAUUGUAGAGGUGCAAAUAAUUGUUUGGCAACUAAGAAUUUUAAAUUUGUGCAUUAUAUAGUUUUCUUCGGUUCAAAUAUACGUAUUAAGUUUAAGACUAUUUGAAGCAGGGGCUUAAAAGUUA
This is a messenger RNA of Scaptodrosophila lebanonensis, 813 nucleotides long. RefSeq lists its product as uncharacterized. The record is from RefSeq and is a predicted model, not a curated record. The transcript has a single exon. NCBI's taxonomy places the organism in Eukaryota, Metazoa, Arthropoda, Insecta, Diptera, Drosophilidae. The coding region runs from base 52 to 621 and encodes 189 amino acids.